Messenger RNA from Lodderomyces pseudojiufengensis, 519 nucleotides. RefSeq lists its product as uncharacterized. Lineage: Eukaryota; Fungi; Ascomycota; Pichiomycetes; Serinales; Debaryomycetaceae. Bases 1 to 519 code for a protein of 172 amino acids. The transcript has a single exon. The record is from RefSeq and is a predicted model, not a curated record.
AUGUUUUCUAGAAUAAGCACAUCCAAACAGGCUAUCGCUUCAAUUACCAGGAAACAUAUAAAAUUGGACUCAUACAAAAGAUACAAUUCAUCCCAUAGCCAACAUGACCAUCAUCAUUCACCAAAAGAAGAAAAACCAUUUGAAAUAACAAUAACUAAAAUAUUUGGAAUAGCUGCCAUAUUAGGAGGUUUGUUGAUGUACAGAUCCAAAGAUAAAACAGAUGAACCUCUUUUUAAACUGGGAUUAUUUGAACAAGAAACGAAUGGAGCAAGAAGUCAUUUAAGAGAUCAAGCUUUUGAAAAUAGAUAUAAAAUUGGAUUUAUAAAAACAUUUAUAUUAGAUAAUGAAGGUUUGGGAAAUCAAAUGUACAGAAGAACUAGUGGUGAAGAAAUUUUGAAUAAUAAUUUAAUUGGUGCACAUUCUCCUUUUGGACAACAAUAUGGUGCUGGUAUUAAACUAAAUGAUUUAAGUUCCAGAAGACCUAGAAUUGAAAGAUUUGCUCCACUUGAAAGUAAAUAA